This is a messenger RNA of Penicillium cataractarum, 1452 nucleotides long. RefSeq lists its product as uncharacterized. Lineage: Eukaryota; Fungi; Ascomycota; Eurotiomycetes; Eurotiales; Aspergillaceae. The transcript is spliced from 2 exons. The coding region runs from base 1 to 1452 and encodes 483 amino acids. The record is from RefSeq and is a predicted model, not a curated record.
AUGAAAGAACACUGGGCCGCCAACGAUGCCAUCGCCGGUAGCGAGACCUCGGUAUCCGGUUUUGACGGCUGCCCGGCGGACAUCUUGUACUUGGUAUUCAAGCUAUUAUCACCUGCCGAACUCCGAGGACUAUGUCUUGUCAAUAAGAUUUCCCGUUCCCUCGCCCAGCCAUUUCUCUACUCGAAAAUUCAGUGGACUUGGCGAGACCCUCAUUUUGCUCCCCCAAUCAUUCAACUCUUACGGACACUACUAUGCAGGCCUCAACUGGCUGCUUACAUCACAAACCUUCACUUGGAUGGCAAGGUCUUCCGGCAACAUCCAUUUCGGUUCAGUAUCCCUAAAAUUACCAUCUCUGACAUUGGAUUGGAGAAAUUCGUAGCAUUCAUCCGGGGAACCGGAGUACCUUAUAGCGACUUUUGGAUACAAGAAGUGUCUCAAGGUACAACGGAUGCCCUUGUGGCUCUCCUUCUAGCACAAGGUCUCUCAAACCUGAGAUGUCUGUACCUUGGCCCUGUUUUCGCUCAACGAAGCACACUUAUCGGUAUGGUUCUCCGUUCAGCCAUCUGUGAGCCUAAGAACUAUCGGCUGCCAGAUUUUCAGCAUCUCCGAGAUGUGUCUUUCCUUAGUUGUAUCUACUGGGACGAAGCGCGCGACAAAAAGAUCAAAAAUACGGUAGACAUCUUACCAGUCCUCUACCUACCAAGUCUUCGGCGCAUGUCAGCCUCGAUCGAGAACUCGGCUACAUUUACGUGGCCGGUGACACAUUUACCCAUGCCAUCGAACGUUACAUCACUUGAUUUGACACAAAUCCGGGAGGCGUAUCUUGGUGAAGUGCUCUCAGUCACUCCGAAACUCAAAAUUCUUCGCUGGAAAUUUUAUUACGAUUUUGGUAUUCACGAUGCAUUCAAUCAGCCUAUCGUUAAUCUUGACCAAAUCGUUACUGCGAUAUCUCAUGUGCGGAAUACUUUGACGGAUUUGACAAUCUUGGCAGACUGUGGGAUUGGAGGGAAUGAUCAGUUUCUUCCAGGCAUUAAGAUGGAGGGCUCCUUACGUGCGAUGGUCGAUUGGGAGAUGCUCAAGAGACUUCAAGUCCCAUGGGCGUUCUUGGUGGGAUUCGCACAAGACAAAGUGAAGCGGUUACAAGACUUCAUCCCCAGGAAUAUCGAGCUUCUGACCAUUACAGACGACCUAAGGCUACAAAAUGAUGAUGAAAUGGUACCAGAAUGGCCUCGAUGGGAGUGGGAGGAUCACGUCAUUGUAGAGUUGAUUAGGGCAUGGCUGCAUAAUUGGAAAGCAUACACCCCGCAUCUUCAUUGCCUUACGCUGAUAUUAUCGUUGAUAAUGGAAGAUUUUGGUGAAUGGCCCCCGAGUAUAAGGCAACAUUUCAUGGAGCUGGGUGCUCAAGCUGGUGUUCAAGUUGAGAUAAUAGAGCAGGAUUACUAUGAACUCUAA